AUGAUUAUUCGCAGACCGAGGCGUGUAGAUGGCACUGUCUACGAUAAGACAAUCAGACCACGGCACGAGAAGAUCUUGAAGUUCAUGCCCAUUCUCUCUGGCGUACAAAGUAAAAGUGAAUUCAAGAAUGGCGACGGUUCGCCUCCGAGCCCUGAGCAUGACUCCAAUCUGGGGCCGCAGGUGAUAUCAAACAAGGACAAACCAAAACUUGAGGAUGAGCCUGUAUUGCGAACAAUCACACCACCGAUCGAAAAGACAUCGCCCGAUCUUUCUGAAGCUGCAGCCCAACCGGCCUGCCAAUCCCAGUCGACCAUCAUCUACUAUUCCUACUACCCAUUUCUAGGCGCAAACAACCUGUCCAAUUGCCUCCCACAAGAUGUCGCAUUUCUUGAUUCGCAGAAGUGUCUUCACGUCCCUACACGCGACAUCUUAUCUCACUUCUUGGAUCAAUACUUCCUGCAUGUGCAUCCUACAUUGCCCGUGAUCAACGAAGGUGAAUUCUGGAAGAUGUACGGCAGCCCCGAACCGUCAACACCCACAUUCUCUCUUCUGCUAUUGCAAGCAGCCAUGUUUGCAUCGUGCAACUUCGUUCCUCUUGAGGUUCUUCGAUCCAUGGGCUAUGACAGCAUCCGGAACGCGAGAGCGGCGUUAUAUAGAAAAGCAAAACUCCUGUACGACUUCGGGGUUGAGUCUUCCCCAGUCGCCAUCGCCCAAGCCGCCCUACACCUGACUUACUGGACUCCUCCGGCGAGUAUCGACACCAAACCAAACACGACAUGGCUUAGCAUUGCUAUCCAGAACGCCAAGACGGCCAGAGCAGAUCACUUUUCCUCGUCUCAGCUAGCACAUAAUGCCAAGCCUCACUCCAAGAAAUGGCACAACGUUCUCAAGCGGUUGUGGUGGUGUUGUAUCAUGCGCGAUCGAAUAUUAGCGCUUGGUCUACGGCGUAGUAUCCAGAUAUCCCGGGACACUUUCGAAUGUACGAAGCCCGCAAGCCUUGAACUGGCCGAUCUAGAAGACGAAGAAGGCAGCUCCCUGGUAUACAGUGCAGAGACCAAGAAGGAGUUGAUGAGCAUUGUGGUGCGCCUUGCCGAGCUUUGCGUAAUUCUCACAGAUGUGCUCACUCUGGCAUUUACCCUGCUAGUCGGAGCUUCUGGUGGACCCGGACGCCCCGAAUUCGAGAUGGAGAAGAUCAGGGAGUGCAAAGAUGUCCUGCUGAGACGUUGGUUCGAAGUGACGAGCUCGGACGCCAUAUGCCAGGACCCUAGCAGCCCGCGACACCCCUCGGUCACGUUGUAUACCACUCUGAUGCUAAUAUACUAUCAGACCGCGCGUGUCGUUCUGUGCCACCGCGAACUUCAACUACUCACACUUAAUAAUCUGGGUACUCUUGAUGAGUCAAGAAUCUGUGAGAGUCGAAAUGAACUUAGCCAUGCGGCAGGCCGCAUUAAUCAGUACUUGGAGAGUCUUAACAAACUCCAAUUGACCAAGUACCUCCCUAUCACGGCCGUCGCAUACACCGUUUUCCCUCUGACACUUCAAGUCCUCGACUGGCAUCUUUCCAGUCCUCCCGGAUCCAGUCCAGACUACGGAAAGGCUGUGGGGUCGGAGGGGCCAAAGUCGACACCCAGCAAUCUCAUACAAGCCAUGAGAACAUUCUAUCCGCAAUACGACGGAGUAGAUUGGGUCGCAAAGAUCAUCCGCUGCGCUGUUCAGGUUGUGCAGCAAAGUCCCACAGCAACGGAGAGCUCAAUCGCGGAUUGGACGCAGCUCCUAACUGUGUCUCCGAGCGAAUACCUGCGGUUGUCAGUCGCCGUUGAUAUAAGUCUCAGCAGCGGCAAGGUCCUCGGAACUCCAGAAGUGAAUGAAUUCCUCGAAGACCAGCCCGCGCUUGGGUCGGUGACUCGUCGAGACACUCCUGGCAAGCCACCGAUGGAGUCGAUCAGCCCCAGCCCCAGGCCACUCGUGCCUGAUCGAGAUAUGGCGUCAACAGAUUCUGACUUUGCUACUCCCACUGGUCACGUCCCUGUUCCUCCACAAGAGAGCUGGAUGGCCAUACCGCCUACGGAUACAAUGGAUAUAUCCCUGAAAUUCCCGUGGGAUGAGGGGAUCCCGAUGACCGAUUUCUCCCUGUUUUUUGAUGGAUCGUCCGAUACCACUUUGACAGAUGAAGCAAUGGGCGAAUAUUCUCAUAUUACCUCAUUCAACAUGCCCAGCUAUUCUCUGGAUGAUUUCUACAACACGGGGAUUCCCAUGGACGAUGAUCUCUUGCAAGACGCCCAGGGCGACUCACCUGUUGAAAGUGUCAAAAACGUGGGUAUCACAAUGUCGGAGCACCUUUGCUAG
Messenger RNA from Thyridium curvatum, 2346 nucleotides. RefSeq lists its product as uncharacterized. Gene Ontology annotation, molecular function: zinc ion binding; DNA binding. The coding region runs from base 1 to 2346 and encodes 781 amino acids. The transcript has 6 exons. Gene Ontology annotation, biological process: DNA-templated transcription. The record is from RefSeq and is a predicted model, not a curated record. NCBI's taxonomy places the organism in Eukaryota, Fungi, Ascomycota, Sordariomycetes, Thyridiales, Thyridiaceae.